Molecule: messenger RNA, 490 nt
Organism: Elephantulus edwardii (Cape elephant shrew)
Lineage: Eukaryota; Metazoa; Chordata; Mammalia; Macroscelidea; Macroscelididae
Gene: KCNE5
Product: KCNE1-like
Exons: 1
Coding region: 74-490 (138 amino acids)
Biological process (GO): membrane repolarization during action potential; potassium ion export across plasma membrane; ventricular cardiac muscle cell action potential
Cellular component (GO): membrane
Molecular function (GO): delayed rectifier potassium channel activity; voltage-gated potassium channel activity involved in ventricular cardiac muscle cell action potential repolarization; potassium channel regulator activity
Source: RefSeq, a predicted model, not a curated record
CCCCUCUCGCUUCCCUCGCGCAGAGGGAAAGGUUACCAGCGUCCUGGAGCCACCUUGUCACUCCCCGACAGCCAUGAACUGCAGCGAGAGCCAGUGGCUGCGCGCCCUUCUGAGCCGCCUGCUGCUCGAGCUGUACCACAGGGGUAAUGCCAGCGACCUGGGCGCCGGGCCGGGCCAGAGCCUGAGCAUGGGGGUCGUGCCUGACCCAUUCGUAAGGCGCGAGGCGUCCAACGCCAAGGGCGAGGACGCCUAUCUCUACAUCCUGCUCAUCAUGAUCUUUUACGCCUGCCUAGCGGGAGGCCUCAUCCUGGCCUACACCCGCUCCCGCAAACUCGUCGAGGCCAAGAAGGAGCCGGCUCCGGCCUGCUCCGAACACGAGCGGGGCUCUGGAGCCGCCACCGACGCCGAGACUGCUGCCCUAGCUCAGGGCCGCUGCCAGUUCAGCCCCAGCGGCCUUUCUGCCCUCGUUCAGGGCACUGAGGGCGUCUAG